GAGCGGGUGGAAGAUCAAUACGCAGCCACAACAGCCUGGCACCACCUCCUCAUGCUGGUCACCAACCUGGUCACACAUUGCUGUGGGAAGGCAUUCCAUUCCUCAACCAAGAGUCGUUGCAGAUCAGCCAUCGUGGUUGUGUUGGUCACUAACACGUACAGCACGCCCAAGCUGAUACCAAAAGUGUUCAAUUGGGUUGAGGUCUGGACUCAUGGCACUUUUGGAGCCACUCCUGGCCUAGUCCGACUGUUCAGUCUGUCGGUCCAAAGAGAAUCAUUCAAGUAUGUAAAUGCACAGGAACUGCCCACUGACAUGAAGUCAAUAACAGACCGUGCUGCUCAGACACUGCUGUGGACUGAACUCUUCAGAGGUUUAGCGAUGACAAUGAGUUACCUGUUCCGUGAGCCGGCCACCAUAAAUUACCCGUUUGAGAAAGGGCCCCUGUCUCCCCGCUUCCGUGGUGAACAUGCUCUGCGCAGAUACCCUAAUGGCGAGGAGCGCUGCAUUGCUUGCAAACUUUGUGAAGCCAUCUGUCCUGCACAGGCCAUCACCAUUGAGGCAGAGACACGUGCAGAUGGAAGUAGGAGAACAACCCGCUAUGACAUUGACAUGACCAAGUGCAUCUACUGUGGGUUUUGCCAGGAGGCCUGCCCUGUUGAUGCCAUCGUCGAGGGACCUAAUUUUGAGUUUUCCACUGAGACUCAUGAGGAAUUGCUGUAUAACAAAGAGAAGCUGCUGAACAAUGGUGAUCGCUGGGAAGCUGAGAUUGCCGCUAACAUUGAGGCUGAUUAUUUAUAUAGAUGAAUCACUUAUGUUUUACAACACACACACACACACACACACACACACACAAACAAACAAGACAAAUAAUCUCUCUCUCUGUCUUUCUCACUCACACACAAAACACAUCACAUAUAUUUCAGAAACGUACUAUGAUAAUGUACACUAUGAGCUCUGCAGACACUGUUAACCUACCUUAUACCACGGUUUGGUUGAUAUUCGUAUUGUGACUCGUUCGUUAGAAGUAAGAGAUAAUGUAUAGUCAUUCUUGAAAAAUAAAUCAGGACAGGACGAACAGGACCCGACUGGCAACUGUCUAAUAGCUAGUAACGUUACAUUACAUUUGGGUUACGGGCCACAUUGAUUUUACAAAGCUAAGACUCAACAGAAUACUGGGAUAUGCUAGCUUGGCAACGAGAGGUAUGAAACUUACGACUGGGCUUUGGCCAUAGCAACCAUCUAUUUAGAAGACAGUUUCUCCUAGUUAAAAAAAGACUCAAAGUGUAGC
This is a messenger RNA of Clupea harengus (Atlantic herring), 1288 nucleotides long. RefSeq names its product NADH-ubiquinone oxidoreductase subunit 8-like (gene ndufs8b). Gene Ontology annotation, biological process: mitochondrial electron transport, NADH to ubiquinone; mitochondrial respiratory chain complex I assembly. Gene Ontology annotation, molecular function: NADH dehydrogenase activity; 4 iron, 4 sulfur cluster binding. The transcript is spliced from 6 exons. The record is from RefSeq and is a predicted model, not a curated record. The annotation marks the transcript as partial. NCBI's taxonomy places the organism in Eukaryota, Metazoa, Chordata, Actinopteri, Clupeiformes, Clupeidae. Gene Ontology annotation, cellular component: respiratory chain complex I; membrane.